UAAAAGCCCGAUAUUACAUACACUUGUCUGUGAGUUAUCUAUGGUGGUAACGUAAUAUAGUUAAUGCACGUGUUAUUGGUGUCCGUGUUUUGUUGUACUGUGUUGGAUGCCGUGAAGAUCGGAAAAGUUUUGCUUGAAAUUUAAUAUCCUGUUUUUCAUAGUGAUCAUUGUUUAUUUCCACGCUUCAUCAAGAUGACAGCCUUUGAAGAAAUGGGAGUUUUGCCAGAAAUAGGCAAAGCAGUUGAGGAAAUGGAUUGGAUGCUUCCAACAGAUGUCCAGGCAGAAGCCAUCCCUCUCAUUUUGGGUGGUGGAGAUGUCUUGAUGGCAGCAGAGACUGGUAGUGGAAAAACUGGAGCUUUCUGCCUUCCAAUUAUUCAAAUUGUGUGGGAAACAUUAAAGGACUUAGAAGCUGGGAAAGGAAGUAAAAUCAUUGUACAGAUCUCUCCACAUUGGACUUUAAGCUUCUUUGAUCGAGGUACAGCAUUAGCUGUUACACCAGAUGGAUUGCGCUGUCAGUCACGGGAACAAAAGGAGUGGCAUGGCUGUCGUGCCACAAAAGGGGUUCAAGGAAAGGGGAAGUAUUAUUAUGAGGCCAUUGUUACAGAUGAAGGACUUUGCCGAGUUGGUUGGUCAACACAACAGGCAAGUCUUGACCUUGGGACAGACCGGUUUGGAUUUGGCUUUGGAGGAACAGGCAAGAAAUCAAACAAUAAACAGUUUGAUAACUAUGGAGAAGCAUUUGGUAUGCAUGAUGUGAUUGGCUGUUACUUGGACUUGGGUUCUGGAGAGAUUAAAUUUUCCAAGAAUGGUGUUGAUUUGGGGGAAGCAUUCACCAUACCACAACAGCUUAAGUCGUCUGCUUUCUUUCCAGCUGUUGUUCUUAAGAAUGCUGAAAUGUCAUUCAAUUUUGGUGCCCAACCUUUUAAAUAUGUUCCUGAGUCUGGUUGUAUUGCGUUGUGUGAGACAUCAAAGGAAAACUUGAAGCAGAAUGAUGUAGGAAGUGGAGGUGCUACAUCACAGAGCAAAUCUGUCAAAAAUGCUCCACAGGCUAUCAUAAUUGAGCCUUCUCGUGAGCUUGCUGAACAAACUUACAACCAGAUUGUAAAAUUCAAGAAACAUCUAGAGAAUCCUUCAGUAAGGGAGUUAUUAGUCAUUGGUGGAGUAAAUGUCAAGGAUCAGAUAUCUGCACUUAAUGCUGGGGUGGACAUUGUUGUUGGUACUCCAGGAAGAAUGGAAGACUUGAUUUCUGCUGGACACCUCUCUCUCACUCAGUGUCGUUUCUUUGUACUUGAUGAAGCUGAUGGACUGCUGAAGCAGGGAUACACAGAUCUGAUUGAUCGACUGCACAGGCAAAUACCCAAGAUCACAUCUGAUGGGCGACGCCUUCAAAUGAUAGUUUGUUCAGCAACACUUCAUGCAUUCGAAGUUAAGAAGAUGGCUGAGCGGUUGAUGCAUUUUCCUACGUGGGUUGAUUUGAAGGGUGAAGAUGCUGUACCUGAAACAGUACAUCAUGUUGUGGUAAUGGUAGACCCUCAGAAGGAUACAAGCUGGCAAAGCCUACGAAAACAUGUUCAGACAGAUGGUGUUCAUGCCAAAGAUAAUGUUCGUCCUGGAAACAAUACUGCAGAGACUCUAUCAGAAGCAGUGAAGAUGCUCAAAGGUGAAUAUUGUGUUCGUGCUAUCAAUGAACAUAAGAUGGAUCGUGCAAUAAUUUUCUGUCGUACCAAAUUGGACUGUGACAACUUGGAGAAGUAUCUCAAUCAAAUAGGUGGAGGUUCUCAUAGUCGCAACAACCUAUACUCCUGCAUUUGUCUUCAUGGAGAUCGCAAGCCAGCUGAGCGUAAAGCAAACCUUGAAAGGUUUAAGAAGGAGGAAGCCAAAUUUCUAAUCUGCACAGAUGUGGCUGCUAGAGGACUGGAUAUUAGAGGUCUUCCUUUCAUGAUCAACAUCACUUUGCCUGAUGAGAAAUCAAAUUACGUGCAUCGAAUUGGUCGUGUUGGGCGAGCAGAAAGGAUGGGUCUGGCUAUUUCGCUAGUAUCCAGUGUGCCAGAAAAGGUCUGGUACCAUGGAGAGUGGUGUUCUUCUAGGGGUCGUAAUUGCUGGAACACCAGGCUCACAGAUGAAGGUGGAUGCUGUAUUUGGUUCAAUGAACCUAGAUUUCUGGCUGAAAUAGAGGACCAUCUUAAUGUUACAAUCCAGCAAGUAGAACCUGAUGUCAAAGUACCAGUAGACGAUUUUGAUGGGAAAGUGACUUACGGACAGAAGCGUGCACAGGCAGGUUCAGGCUAUGAAAACCAUGUGGCACAAAUGGCACCAGCUGUUCAGGAAUUGUCAGAACUGGAAAGCAAAGCUCAGUUAUUAUACCUAAAGCGCCACUUUGGUAAGCAGACACGUAAUAGAAACUGAAUAAUCAGCAGGUUUGUUGAAUUGCUUAUGUUUUGGAAUGGAAUUUCAAAAGUUGAAUUUUCUUCACAUUGAACUUAUUUGGUACUGCACUGUGAAAUUGUGAACUUCAGUCAUAUGAUGACAAAAUGGAGGUAGCUGCAAAUUAAACUUAGCGCACCUGUUGAACAGGACAGUCAUAUGUUUAUCGUUAAUUAAAUGUGGCAUUCAGAAUGAAACAUCUUAUUUAGUUAUUUAAUUUUAUUCCUCACCUAUUUUGGUGUAUGUGCAGAAUAAUUUGAAUUGAGAUUAAAGUAAGCUAAGUAAAAUAUCCAAGAGUACAUGGUUUAAAAAGCAGCACAUACACAUGUAUUUGUUCAGUGAAAUGAACUUGAUGUAAAAUAUUUGUAUUUUACAAUUACGAAAUAAAGUAGAAUUGAAAGUUGUGUAAUUAA
This is a messenger RNA of Zootermopsis nevadensis, 2837 nucleotides long. It is a transcript of the gene Ddx1, whose product is annotated as ATP-dependent RNA helicase Ddx1. The record is from RefSeq and is a predicted model, not a curated record. Gene Ontology annotation, molecular function: protein binding; ATP binding; RNA helicase activity. NCBI's taxonomy places the organism in Eukaryota, Metazoa, Arthropoda, Insecta, Blattodea, Termopsidae.